This is a messenger RNA of Colletotrichum costaricense, 549 nucleotides long. RefSeq lists its product as uncharacterized. The record is from RefSeq and is a predicted model, not a curated record. Bases 1 to 549 code for a protein of 182 amino acids. The transcript is spliced from 2 exons. Lineage: Eukaryota; Fungi; Ascomycota; Sordariomycetes; Glomerellales; Glomerellaceae.
AUGGCAUGGCACUGGGGCUUUCCGGGAUCAAUGAUCAACUCUAAGGGCUGUCUUGACUUCAAUCUCUUUGGCCAUGUCACAUCGUUCUACCGAUCGAGAACGCCAGCCUGCCGACAGAGGCGAUUUGAGGUAAUUGUCGGUCAGGCAAGACGGCUUAACUGUGCCGUCUGCUUGUCUGCUGUGCCUCCAUCAUCCACGGCCAAGUCUGAUCCUUCUCCUGGUCAUCUUGCCGAUAACAGCACCGACCACUAUUCUCACUUGAUUAUUCCCGGCGCAAAGAAUGGUAGCCAUAUAUGCCAACUUCGUUCCAAGACUUCUCAAUCACAACUUUCUUGUUCGGAAGACUACCCAAAGGCGGGUUUACUAGCCGCCCGUUACAACAUCAACAGGGAGUACACCUUCCGUAGGAUGGGCGCCAACCCAGAUCCCUCCACAGCCUGCCGCAAGAUCAUCUGUUUUGUAUCCCAAAAUCCAGGUUGUCGGCUGCAGAGCUUACUGAAUCCUUGCUAUCCUGAGAUAUUAGACCCCAACGGCCCCAGCUUGUCCUAG